Lachancea nothofagi CBS 11611 is the source of this 2583-nucleotide messenger RNA. The record is from the annotation of a GenBank genome assembly. NCBI's taxonomy places the organism in Eukaryota, Fungi, Ascomycota, Saccharomycetes, Saccharomycetales, Saccharomycetaceae.
AUGAGUCGUAAAGUAAAGUCUAAGCCUUCGAGAGGAAGAGCCCAGAACGCUUUAGAAAUUGCAGCUCGGGAACUGGACAGUUCCAGCGAUCAAGAGAGCGGAUUUUCACGGGAUCCCCGUCGUAACGGAACAGUUAUUAACCCACACAGAAAAGGAUCCGACGAUGAGGAGGAAGAGUUUGAAGAUGAUGAUAUUGACUCUGACGAAGCUUUAGGCUCGGGCGAUGAGUUGGACGUAAUGAACUCAAAAUUCUCACAGACCAUAAGAGAUCGACAAAAAGCCGGAAAAAGUGCAAGCUUAAGCCUCGAUGACGAGGAUGAUGGUGGCUACACGUCAAUAGAUGAGGACGAUUUGAUGCCCUUGUCAGCUGUUUGGGACAUGGAUGAGAAAACUACUGGAGCCCAGGAUUCUUUGAAUUUGGAUGACAAUGACCAAGUAGAAGAGGAGGAGCAGUCCGAUGGGGAUGAUGAUGAAAGCGAAGAUGACGAUGACGACGAAGAAGAGGAGGACCCUUUUGAUGAGGUCUCGGAAGGAGAAGAAGAUAUCGAGCUCAACACUGUUACCGCUAAUCUUCGUAAAGCAUCCGAAAAAGCACAAUACCGCAGACUCGACAACGCGGCAAUUGGUGAAGAAAAUGAAUAUGCUUUGCCCUCUUUCUCUAGCGACCGCAAGAAGCUCAAUCUUGCUGAUAUGAUGAGUGUCAUUGAAGACAAAGAGGCGGUAGAAAAAGCAGGACUCAUCAAAGGUAAAACACAAGCGCUAAGCGUGCCUCUUCCACAGCGUAUUCAGCAAAGGCACGACCGUAGAGCAGCCUACGAAAUCUCCAAAGACGAAGUCAGUAAAUGGAGGGACGUUGUGCAGCAGAAUAGACAAGCUGAACAUCUUUCUUUUCCUUUAAACCCACAAACUCAGCAUAACGAUGGCUCUAUGUUCACUCCGUCAGAAAAGUCUGUCGAAACCGAACUCGAGCAAAAAGUUGAUUCCUUACUCGAGAGUAGUAAUUUGGCGAAUCCCGAAAAGGAAUCCACUUUUGAAGAGAUUGACACAGCUAAGAUGUCUCCCGAAGAGAUGAGAAAAAGAACGUCAGAACUUCGUCUCAUGAGAGAACUCAUGUUUAGAGAAGAAAGAAAAGCCAAGCGGAUCAAAAAGAUCAAGUCUAAAGCUUACCAUCGCAUUAAGAAAAAGGAACUACUCAAGAACAAGGAGUUGAUAGAAGAUUCGGAAGAUGAAAGUGAUACAGAGCGCGAUGUUGCUAGAGCCCGUGAAAGAAUGUCUUUGAAACACAAAACAACCUCAAAGUGGGCUAAAGACAUGGUAAAGCAUGGUAUGACGAAGGACAAGCAAACUAGGGACGAAAUGGAAGAGAUGUUGAGACAAGGAGAGCGUUUGCGCGCCAAGGUGGUUGGUCAUGAUUCUGGAAGUGAGAGCGAUAGUGACAUCAGUGAUGUUGAGAAAGAUGACAAUUCGAGAUCUACUCAAGAAGAAUCGAAACUGCGCGGAAACCUUGGUAAGACUGGCGUUAUGAACAUGGCUUUUAUGAAGAAUGCUGAGUCAAGGCGCGCCGAGGCAAACAAAGAAGCCAUAUCACAACUGAGAGCUUUAGAAUCGGGUCAGGAACCCUCAUCUUCAACCGAAGACAAUGAAAGCAACGGUGCAAAUAUCAACAUCAAUGCUGGAAGAAGGGUGUAUGCGCCAGGUACUGAAGAAUCCAUAAACGAACUAAACAGAAUUGAAGAAAGUUUAAAGCAGGAUGCUGAGGAUGAUAACUCCAAAUCUUUGAGCACCAGGAUGGCCAAGAGUGGCAACAAGAAGAAUAAAAAACACAAGCAAGAGAAGGCCUCUGAGAAGAAGUCGAGCGCGGAAAAGGGUGAGGGAGAAAGCAAUCCGUGGUUAGAAGGCAGUGAUGAUGAGCAGCAUGUCAAAAGAUCUAGCAAAGUCAAAAUUGUGGAUGAAAACAGUUCAAAGCUCUCAAAAAGUGCCAACAAAAUAGCCAAGGAAAAGGCUAAGCAAACCUCCAAAUCAUCGGGGAAACGUAAUAGAGACGAGGACCAACUUCUGGAUGUUGAUAGUGAAAAUAAAAUGCAACUUCUAGACCCAUACGAUCAAGGAGGUGAAGAUGUUGAUGGGUUUAUGUUCAAGCAGCAAGAUGUUAUAGCGGAGGCAUUCGCUGGUGAUGACGUGGAAGACAAAUUUCAGCAAGAAAAGAAAAGAGUGGCCAUUGAUGAAGAUGACAAGGUUGAAGAUGUCACGCUUCCUGGGUGGGGCGACUGGGCUGGGGCUGGUGCUGCACCCACUAAGAAACGUAAGUUUAAAAAGGUCAAGGGCACUGUGGAGAAAGACAAACGUAAAGACAAGAACUUGAAGAAUGUGAUUAUCAAUGAAAAAGUAAACAAAAAGAACCUAAAAUACCAAUCGUCAGCUGUUCCAUUCCCAUUCGAAAGUAGGGAACAAUACGAAAGAUCUCUGCGAAUGCCUUUGGGUCAAGAAUGGACGUCCAGAGCUUCUCACCAGCGCAUGAUCAAGCCUAGGAUCUUGACAAAGCCGGGAAUGGUUAUUGACCCUCUCAAAGCGCCUUUCAAAUGA